Molecule: messenger RNA, 610 nt
Organism: Hyla sarda
Lineage: Eukaryota; Metazoa; Chordata; Amphibia; Anura; Hylidae
Gene: MRPL51
Product: mitochondrial ribosomal protein L51
Exons: 4
Coding region: 193-567 (124 amino acids)
Biological process (GO): translation
Cellular component (GO): mitochondrial large ribosomal subunit
Molecular function (GO): structural constituent of ribosome
Source: RefSeq, a predicted model, not a curated record
CAAUCAGCGGAACGGGGCGUGGUUCUAUUACGGCAAAAACCUCAUAGCGCGUCGCUUGGGGGCGUGGCUUAUCAGCCCCGUUGCUCCCUGGGAAAAAAACAAACAUGGCGACUUCCUUGAGAAGCGAGUGACCUGUGUAUGUGCUGGAGGUUGUGUGACUGAUCAACUGUAUACAUUUUGUUGUCAUUUAAGAUGUGGGCUGUGACCCGGCUGCUGUGGGGGAGCGGCCCCCUCGUGUCUCAGGCGUCCCGCUCAUUUUCUCUUGGGAGCUGCAGUCGUGCCCGGAGUUGCAUGCCGCAACCGAAGAAUGUAGAUCGCUGGAACGAAAAGAGAGUGCAGUUUGGUGUUUAUGAUAAUAUCGGAAUUUUGGGUGACUUUAAAGCCCAUCCCAAGCAGUUGAUCGUGGGCCCCUUCUGGCUGCGGGGCUGGCGGGGGAACGAGCUGCAGAGAUGCAUUAGGAAGAAGAUGAUGAUCGGGAGUCGUAUGUUCUAUGACGAGAGGCAUAAACUCAACAAAAGGAUCAGCUUUCUGUACAGGAGGUUCAACCGCUACGGCAAACACCGCUGACACCGCCUCAUCUGCUGCGGACAAAAUAAAUUAUUACCGUUUC